Nicotiana attenuata is the source of this 411-nucleotide messenger RNA. RefSeq lists its product as uncharacterized. Bases 1 to 411 code for a protein of 136 amino acids. NCBI's taxonomy places the organism in Eukaryota, Viridiplantae, Streptophyta, Magnoliopsida, Solanales, Solanaceae. The transcript is spliced from 3 exons. The record is from RefSeq and is a predicted model, not a curated record.
AUGGAGAAGGUUAAGAUCAUGAAGGAGUGGUUGAAGACCGCCCAGAGCCGUCAAAAGUCCUAUUCGGAUGUUCGUCGGAGAGACUUAGAGUUCAAGGAAGAUGAUUGGAAAGAAAGGGAAAUUGAGUCCAGGUAUGCCGGGCCGUAUAGAAUUAUUCAGAGGAUUGGUCAUGUAUCGUACAAGCUUGAGCUACCACCUGAGAUGUCAUUAGUGCACCCGGUAUUUCAUGUGUCUAUGCUGAAGAAAGUAAUCAGGGAUCCGUCGCUUAUCGUGCCAGUUGAGACUAUUGAAGUUAAUGAAGAGCUGUCAUAUGAAGGAAUUUCAGUUGCCAUUCUUGAUAAGCAAGUUGAAGAAGCUACGUUGGAAGCCGAGGAAGAAAUGAAAAAGAAGUACCCUGACUUGUUUGAAUAG